Molecule: messenger RNA, 1702 nt
Organism: Effrenium voratum
Lineage: Eukaryota; Dinophyceae; Suessiales; Symbiodiniaceae
Source: the annotation of a GenBank genome assembly
CCAACGUCAGCCUUCGGGGGCGUCAGCCCAUGCCAUGGCUGAGCCGGGCCUCGACUGGGCUGCUGGCAGCCCGGAGGAAGCCUUCGCCUGGCUGGUGGCGCCCCUUACUCCGAAGCAGUUCUUCCAGAAGCACUGGGAGAAGCGGCCGCUUCACCUGCAGGGCGCGUCCGGGCGUUUCGACGGCCUGCUUCCGCGGGCAUGCCUGGAGGACGGGGUCGAGGCCCGGCUGCGGAAGGGGCUGGCCUAUGGCAAGGAGCUGAACCUCGCGCGGUGCGGCGCCGACGGGCAGGUCAUGUGCAACGGCAAGGGCCUGGCGAAUUUGACCGCUGUCAAGGAGAAGGUGGCGCAGGGCUGCUCGGUGCAGGUGGUGCAUCCCCAGCGCUUCUGCCCCAAGGUGGCGGCGCUGCUGGCGCGCCUCGAGGCCCACUUCGGAUGCCUUUGGGGCGCCAACAGCUUUCGCACACCGGCGGGGGGCAAAGGCUUCAAGGCCCACCAUGAUGAGGUGGAGGUCUUCAUGCUGCAGCUGGAGGGCGCCAAGCGCUGGCGCCUUCACAGCUGCCCCAAGGGGCCGCUGCCGCGAGACUAUUGCUGGGACUACAGCGAGCAGGAGCUAGGGGAGCCACUGAUGGAACUGGUCUUGAAGCAGGGGGAUUUGCUCUACUUGCCACGUGGGACGGUGCACAAGGGUGAAGCAGUGGAGGGUGAAGAGUCGCACCACCUGACCAUUUCCACGUAUCAGAAGUUUAGUUGGGCCGAUUUCAUGCAGAAGGUGCUCCCCACGGCAUUAGACCAAGCUGCUGCGAGCGAGCCGCGCUUUCGCGAGGGCUUGCCGCUGCGCUGCCUCUCUUGGCUUGGUGAGCAGCAUUCCGCGGCGCCGCGCCGGCGCCGGGCGUUCCUGGCGCAGCUGCGGUCGCGGCUGCGCGGCCUGGCGCGGUACGCUGCCCCCGCCGCCCGUGGCGCCGGGGACUUCCUCGGCGCGCAGCUCGUGGCGCGGCGGCUGCCGCCGGUCGCGAGGCGGCCAGCCGAGGGCGUCGCGGACGUCGCCGCCCGGGCGGUGCGGUGGGCGGAGCCCGGUGCAGUGCGGGUGGUGGUGGAAAGCCGCCCGGGCAGCGAGCCGGAGAUCCAGAUUUACCAUAGCUGGGACAACGCCGCUGAGAACCACAUGCAGGAUGUGGAGCCAGAACCCGCUUGCAUCGUUCUGGAGGGCCUGCAGGCGCUACCCACGCUGCAAGCCUUGAACCGCGCUUGCGGCGAGUGGAUCCCGGCCGCUUCGCUGGACUCGGAGCUCCUGGAAGGACUCUGCGAGCACGGCUUGGUGGAAACCGGCGACUUGGGCCGCGUGCCGCGAAAGCGGCCGCGCGAGCCUGGCCGUGCGGCCCGCCGCCGCUCACUUUUGCGGGCUCAAAAGGGGUGCCACAAAGAAGAGGACGGCAGAUGCGGCACAGGAGCCGUCGGCUCCAAGCGCAAGCGGACUCGCAAGAAGGCGAAGCGGAGCGCAUUCGGCACCAAGAAAGAUGCGGUGUUGGCAGCGCAUGUGUUACAAGGUGCCCUGUCAGUGUGCAAGGCCCAGUGCCUGUCGGUUUCACCCUGCGAGGAGGGCGGGUCUUCCGAUGACAGCAGCGACUGUGGCUCCGAUGCCGGGUCCUCCUUUGACUCGGCGGAUUCAGAGCCGGGGCACCGGCCCCAGAAACCGCAGGUCUGA